AUGGGCGGCGAGACCGGUGGCGGUGCUGGUGGUGGUGGUGGUGGCGGUGGCGGCGAGAGAGCAAAGGCGGAGGAGGAUUGGAGGGACUGCAUCGAGUGCAAAAUCGUCGGCACGCUAUCCCUCACCCUCGCAGGUGGAUAUUUGCUCUACAGCAGGCGCCAGGUGCCAACCUCCUCUGUCAAGCUCCGCAAGUUCAUGAAGGGCUUCGCUUUCACAUUGUUUGGCCUGGCAGCCGCCCGCGCUGCGGUUUAG
Messenger RNA from Salpingoeca rosetta, 252 nucleotides. RefSeq lists its product as uncharacterized. The transcript has 3 exons. Lineage: Eukaryota; Choanoflagellata; Craspedida; Salpingoecidae. The record is from RefSeq and is a predicted model, not a curated record. Bases 1 to 252 code for a protein of 83 amino acids.